AUGACGCCCUGGCGGAACAAUGACACAGCAAUCUGCAAGAAAGUCACGGCGCAGACGUUCUUCCAGUCUGGUGGCCAGCAGCAAUACUUUGUUGUAGAGCAUAUUGUGCAGGAAGAAGAGGAGGGAGACGAGGUAGUGGAGGGCAACGUCAACGCAGCAGACCCGCAUGUAGCAUCAGAUAUUGUUGAUUGGCGGCUUGCGGAGUGGGAAACAACAAAGAAGGCACACAAGGAAGCAGCAUGUGUUAUGGAUGCCCGUGUUGCAAAAACCGAUAGAUCUGGCUGGCUGAAGCGGACAGGUUGGCUAGAGCACUUUGCCAGUCAGAAUCUAGAGCACCUUGCCCACCAGGCACGGCUGCCUGAUCAAGACGAAGUGAGGCUACAUCGGGCAGCAAAGUUAACUGAGCUGCUGGUGGAGAGGAGUGUGAAGGAGCUCUCAACGCUUGCGCAGCAGACAAGGCGGUGGCUGCGGAGCGCAAAGAUGCAGGAGGUUGAUCAGCGGCCCAUGGCCCGAUCCAGAGAGUCAGGCUCGCUACGCUGGCAGAGGCAGAGGCGAAGUUGGCAGCUAGGGUUAGGGUUAGGGUUAGGGUUAGGGUUAGGGUUAGGGUUAGGGUUAGGGUUAGGGUUAGGGUUAGGGUUAGGGUUAGGGUUAGGGUUAGGG
Messenger RNA from Macroventuria anomochaeta, 660 nucleotides. RefSeq lists its product as uncharacterized. The transcript is spliced from 2 exons. The record is from RefSeq and is a predicted model, not a curated record. The annotation marks the transcript as partial. Lineage: Eukaryota; Fungi; Ascomycota; Dothideomycetes; Pleosporales; Didymellaceae.